This is a messenger RNA of Diabrotica virgifera virgifera (western corn rootworm), 5675 nucleotides long. It is a transcript of the gene plx, whose product is annotated as TBC1 domain family member 1. The transcript has 14 exons. Bases 312 to 4208 code for a protein of 1298 amino acids. Lineage: Eukaryota; Metazoa; Arthropoda; Insecta; Coleoptera; Chrysomelidae. The record is from RefSeq and is a predicted model, not a curated record.
GUCGUGUGAAUAGUUCAACCUUGCUCUUGCUAUUGCCUAGGUAUCUACUAAUUGAUUUUGUUACAAUAAAUUUCUGCUUUGCAUUUUUAGCGUACAUUUUAACUAGCCGUGAGCUCCGCGCGUUUUUUGCUACGAUCAAUACGGAAUGCCCUUAUGAGAUGCGCAAUGUGCUAAAGGUAACCUACAAUAUUGUGAUUAAAUAAAUGUCAGAUAUGACGUACGUACAAUUGUAGAAGUUAUUUGGUGAUUAGGUGAUUUAUUUCAUAAGUGCCGGGCAUUUGUUUUUGUGGAUGUUUUGACUGAAGUUAAAAAUGAAGCUGAUUCCAGUGACGUACCAGGGUUUCACUGCCAUGGAUAGACGAUUUUCCAGCUCUAUGCUACCAUGGAUCGUUUCUGAAAUCAGAAAGAGAAACUCUACAGAAAAGCUAAGCAUAGGUGUGGAAGAGGGAAUUAUUCAAGCCUACAAUCAAGAUUUUGAGCUACAGUUUUCCCAUAAGGUUUCGUUAAUGACAAGGUUUUCCCAAGCUGACUUAGAUCCAUGCACAUUUUUAUACCUUUUAAAAGAUGAACAAGAAAAACUACUGUAUUGUUACCUUUUUGUUGCCAAACAAGUGCUAGAUGUGACAGAAUUGUAUAAGCAAAUGAAGGAACAGACACAAACACCUACGAGAUCGGUGAGCAGCGCAGCAAACUUAACAUCGUUGUGUGUAGAUAUAUCUCCAAGUUCCAGUAACUUUUUUGAAGUAUUGUAUAUAGGAAAAAUAAAAGUAUGGCAGAAAAAAGUUCCAGAUACAUUCGUAGAUGAUGCGCUUGAAAAAUUCAAUACCCACGAAAUGGAAAAAAUUCGGGGGAAACAGCUAGGUAGCAUAGGAAGACUGAAAAGCGAAAGUGAUAUUAUAAGAAGAAGCUCUUCUGACUCAUCUACCAGUGAUGAUUCAGUCUCAAGUACAAAUGUCCAUCCAUUACUUAGAUCACAAUCAGUCCACUCCAGUUUGCUUCGAAUGCAACAGAACCAAAUCAUAGACACCUUAGCCUCGAUAUCUGAAAAGAAUAAGUCAAAUGAUCAUAAUGCUAAUAGUGAUGUCCAAAAUACAAGUGAUUAUCUCGACGUUAACAAUGCAAACUCUAAAGCAGAAAACAUUGAUUCCUAUCAAGAAAUUAAUAGAGUUAAUAAUAUUAAUUCUGAACUGAAUAAUGAUGUCGGUCCUACACGUUCCAAGUCAAUAUUAAAUCUAGACGAUCACAAUAGAACGAUGGUAUUGCAAGUUGAUAGGACCGAUUUGAGAUUGAUAAGUCCCGACAGGAAAAUUAUUCUACUACAUAAACAACAUAAAGAUAUUGCUACUUGUGUUCAGGGGCAAGUUAGAUCUGAACAUUUUGGGUUUAUCUGUAAAGAAGGACAAAAUACAUUCACUUAUGUUGGCUACAUAUUUAAAUGUGAAUCUGCUUCAAUAGCCAGCGAUGCUAUGGCAGCUAUUACACAAGCAUUUUUAAACAAUGAGGUACGACCAAAACACACAAUAACAUCUUGUGACCAUUGUCCUAUGGUCUGGUAUCAUAAAUUAUGUGUUGAAGUCGAAAAUAUGUCCGAUAGAAAAACGCAAGCUGCUAUUUUUAGAAGGGUAGAACAAUUAGACGAAGAAGAACAAUCAAUAAUCCUAACAAAAUACCGAGGUGCCGAAACUGAUUCCGUCCGAGAACAAAACGAAUUUCUAAUGAUGUUGCUAAGAGCCCAUUGCGAAUCGAAGCAAUUGCGUCACACGCAUGACACAGCUGAAAAUCGAUCCGAAUUCCUUAAUCAGUAUCUAGGUGGCAGUACUAUAUUUACUAAAGCUAAACGAAGUCUAUCAAAUUCGUUCGAUCAGUUGUUGAAACGGAGGGUAUCUGUAUCUAAGGACGAUUUAGGUGGUUCUACGAAAGGACUAAAUCUUCCUAUUAAUAAUAAUUUGAAGGAACCUUCACCCAAUAAAAAUGACCUUUCUGACAGAGAAUCUGAAAGUGGUAGAUCACAAACAUCUACAACAGGAUCACAGGGUGAUAUAACAGAUUUACAUAAUUAUUCGGGAUCUCUAGAAAAAGAUAUACGAAUUGAAAAGGAACCAAAAUCACCGAUGAUGGACAUCUUUCUAAAAGUUGGAAAUAGUCCAAAAUCGAACUUUGACAACGAUGGAUCUGCAAAUAAGCGAGAUGCUGGAUCUUGGAGACAAGCAAUAAUCAAAAGAGUAGCCACAGUAAAGCAGGACACCUCUCAGAGAUCUAAUAGGAAAAUGACAAAAGAAGAGCUACGAAUUUUGUGGAAGAAAUCAAUAUAUCAAGCUAUUUUGUUGGUGAGAAUGGAAAAAGAAAACGCAACAAUUAGAGCUAAACAAGAGGAAUCGGCUGUUAAAAGAAUAAAACUUGAAUACGAUGAAAUGCGUAUGGUUCAAAGAGAAUUAGAAGUUUGGGAAAUUAUAACUAACAAAGAAGGCAGCCAAACUAACGUCGACUCUCAGAUGCUUCUCCGAGCAAUUCGUCAAGGUGUUCCUAGAGCAAAGAGAGGUGACGUGUGGCAGUUUCUAGCAGAAAAAUAUGUAGCGAAUAUUGCUCCUCUUGAUACUUCAAAAUAUCCGAAUUACCAUAUGUCUUAUGAGAAUUUGUUGAAGCAACUUACAUCUUAUCAACACGCUAUUCUUAUAGAUUUAGGCAGAACUUUUCCUAAUCAUUCAUACUUCAGUAGUCCUCUAGGACCCGGACAAUUAGCUCUUUUUAAUCUACUGAAAGCCUAUUCCCUUCUUGAUCCUGAUGUUGGAUACUGUCAGGGCUUAAGCUUUGUAGCUGGUAUUCUUUUACUACAUAUGGAAGAGAGUAGAGCUUUUUUAUUAUUAAAACAUUUGAUGUUCCGAAGAGGAAUGCGCACUCAAUAUCUUCCGGAUAUGGCGAGCUUACAAGUUAAGCUUUAUCAAUUAUCUCGAUUAUUACACGACCAGAUUCACGAUGUUUAUGUUCAUUUUGACCAACAUGAAGUUACACCAACUUUGUAUGCAGCUCCAUGGUUGUUGACGGUUUUUUCUUCACAGUUUCCAUUAGGAUUCGUUACAAGAGUCUUUGAUCUUAUAUUCCUGGAAGGACCUGAAGUUAUCUUCCGCGUAGCGUUAGCUCUUUUAAUCUUCCACAAAGAAAAAUUACUUCAAUGUGAUAGCUUCGAAGAGAUCAUGAAUUACCUUAAAGAACAGCUUCCUAAUAUAGAUAAAAUUACUUUAGACAAAAUUAUGAAAGAAGUAUAUGCCAGUUCUUUUACCAAACAACUAAAUGAGUAUAAAGUAGAGUACCAAGUUUUACAGGAGGAACUAACUUUAGUCCAACCACAAGUUGAAGCGUUUCAAAAAUUAGAAGCUCAUACUAAGAUUUUGACUGAACAAAAUAAGGCACUAAUGCAACAAUUGGAGUUGAGUCUGUCUAAUGUUCAAAGAUUGGAGAAAACUAGGGUUUUACAACAGUCACAAAUAAACAAAUUAGAGAUGCAAAACAGGGCUCUUGAUGUAACUAUAGGAUCUUUAGGAAAUUUUGUUCAAUCUUUAAUUGAACAAAAAUUAGACCUUGAAAUUCCUGAUGAUGUACAAAGAAUAUUAUCACAAUUAUCAUUUACAGAACGAAUAAAACAUGAAGUAAAACCUCAUCAAAACAACCUUUUAAGAAUGUUCCAGAGGUCUCCGGAAAAAAUAAUGACUAAAUCACAAAGUAUGGGUUUAAUUAAUUUACCAACCAAUGUUAAUAACAAGCCCGACCAAACUAGAUCUAGAACUAGUAGUCUAAGUAAAAGAAAAGAAGCUAAUCCCAAUCUGACAACCACCCCUAGUAAUUCAGCUGAAAGGAUAUCCAAAUUCUUUUCAGGUUCUCAUCACAAUAUACUCCAACAGAAACUAAACGCUCAAAACAAUAUUUUAAGUAAUACUAAAAUAGAUAUAACAGUUCAAGAGUUCAAAAAUGAAGAUUUACGUGAAAAUAAUCCUGUAGAGUUUCCAUUCGUCAACAAUAACAUCUCUCCUACAAACUCUGAAGACAGUGGUGUGGUAUCUCCAGCUAGUAACCCUCUAAGUCCUAAAUCUGUAGAUUCACACCCCUUAAGCAACUGUGAUGUUUCUUUUAUGUUUAACGGUACAAGGGAACUAAAAACUAUAAGGAACAUAAAUAAUCUUAGACAAAUUUGUCCCGACAUUACAAAUAAAUGAUUCAGAAAGUAUUUUAGGUUAAUAUUAACUAUAGGAAAUCAACUUACGGUUAGAAAUAAGUUAUAUCAAGAUUAGUCCAUUCACACACGGUAAAAUAUUGCAAAACCUCCGUGUUUUAAAGAACCGCUUGGAUUGGCUUGUUGGGCAUAGUACACAUAGCUAACAUGUCAAAAAAACAUGAUAUUGUGCCGAGGUGUGCUUUUGCCCUGGGAGUGAGUACCAUCCCUUCUCGGAGGUGAAAAAACAUAGGUACGAUGAAACUAAAUCCAGGAGUGGACAAGCUGCCUAAGCAACAUUUUAUCUAUAGAGUUUUUUCACUAAGUCAAUACUUUUCGAGAUAUUUGUGAGUGAAUAUGUCCAUUUUUCAUUUUUUGUUAUAUCACGUUGAACAUUCAAUUGGGAAUUUGACGAAUAAUAAUCUACUUUUCAAUAGCUACAACUCUGCUUCUACUGGGUGCACAGACGUCAUGGUCAUACAUACACCAUUUUUUUCAGUUUUUUGUAAGCUAUAUUUUUUCCAAGACUAUUUUUUCGAGACAAAACUUUUUUGAGUUAUUUGCGAAAAACCGUCUCUAAAAACGUGUUUUUUUUUGUUGAAAAAUGAACAUAUUUAUAUUCACUAGCAGAUAACUCGAAAAGGGGACGAAUGUAGCUCAGCCGCAAGAUACUGGCUUCAUAAGCCACAGCGCACAAGUUCGAAUCUCGACACCAAUAACGACAUUUUUAUUUCUAAAAAUGAUACCAGCCGUUCACCGUAGGGUACGUUAAGCCGUCGGUCCCCCUGGGCUAAAAUAAGCAACGACCCCUAGCUACUUCAAAAGGGUUAAAGAUAUAAGUUGCGCCGGAAUCUACCCAAAAAGAUCUCCCCGGCAAAAAUGCCAUACGAUAUUAUUAUGCUCAAAAAGUAUUGACUUAUAGUAAAUAAACUUUAUAGAGCAAAAGUCACUUAGAAUUAGUAAGUUUAUUUACUUCUGGACUUAUUUUGAACAUAUUAUGUUUUUCACCCCCGAAAAGGGAUGCUACUCACCCCCAGGGAAAAAGCACACAUCGGUAAAAUUUCAUGUUAAUCCAAGCGGUUAUUUAAAAUCCGGAGCAAAACCGUGAGUAAGUGGACUAGAUAUAACUUAAGAUUAUUUUGAGUGAUUUUUGUAUUGUUCAAGAAGUAUUGUAUUGAUAUUUAAACAUAAUACUCAGUUAAAAUUUAUAAUAGACAGGGUAUACUAUAGUCCGAUAACAACAGUUUUGUAUAGAGAUCAUUUCUAAAUCAGAGUAAAAUACUAAUCAGAUUUCUUACAACUUUUUAUGUAAAAUUAGUAAAGAGGAAAUAUUAACAUUUGUUAUUAUUGUUUUAUAAAAUAGUCAGGAUUAAAGUAUAUUAUUAAAUGAAAACAAAAUGUUAUAGGCAUUUAACCAGUUGUAUAAUAAUAUAUAUAAGAUUGUAUGGUUCAAUAAAAUACUUCACUACUA